CCUCACAGACAUAGACACAGGACAAAUUCCUACAAAGAAAUUGAUCAGACAACCAAGGGAAGAGAGAGAGAGAGAGAGAGAGAGAGAGAGAGAGAGAGAGAGAGAGAGAGAGAAGGAGAAGGAGUGAUUCCAUUCUGCGCUGUGAGAUCCUGCAGAGAAAGACAGGAGACCUGUGGAAGAACAAAACGAUAAAGUGAAAGAAGUGAUAGGUUGAAUAUGGUGUGUGCGUCCUGGCUGUUAGCGGUGGUGGUGGUGUGUGUGUGCAACCCCAAGGUGGGGGGGCAGUGCUGGGAUAGCUCCCACUGCAAAGACCUCCCUUCAGAGGACAAGAUACUCGAGUGCAUCCACCUGUUCAGGUCUGGGCUCCAGGACGAAUCCCCAGAGCCCAGAUCGGCUGCCCAGCAGUCCACUGAGGAGAGCCUCUCCCUGGGCAUCAUGUUGGCAGCCCUGACCUCUGGAGAGAGAGCCCUGGAUGCUGACCCUGAGCCCCACAGCGACAAGAGACACUCCUACUCCAUGGAGCACUUCCGCUGGGGCAAACCUAUUGGGCGCAAACGCCGCCCCAUCAAAGUCUAUGCCUCCAGUCUGGAAGGGGGGGACUCCUCCGAGGGCAACUUUCCCCUGCAGGCACGCAGGCAGCUGAGCAGCUGGGAGGACGAGAUGGCGGGAGCUCUGGGUAACCAGGGGACCAAGGCUCAGACCAAGGUAGUCCCCAGAACCCUCACUGUGACGGGGCUGCAGGAUAAGAAGGAUGGGUCCUAUCGGAUGGGUCACUUCCGCUGGGGCAGCCCAACCGCUAUCAAGCGCUACGGUGGCUUCAUGAAGCCAUAUGCCCAGCAAUCCCACAAGCCCCUGAUCACGCUGCUCAAGCACGUCAUCCGUAAGAACGAGCAGUAGAGGAGGGCAGCAAGAACAAGGGAUAGAGGGAAGGGAGGGGAGGGAUGGGAUGAGUGUAGUAAAGAGGAAAAGAGGAAAGAUGAACUGAAUGUUUUGAAGUACAGUGGCAACUGUUGAAAACUAAGGGUCGUAUUUAAUCUGUAGCCAAGUUUCCAGAGUAACACAAAAAACGAAUUAUAGCUCCACAAUAUAAAACAAUGAAACAACAAAUAAGUCAAAAUCAUCUUUCUUAUAUACAUUUCAGACAAUUUAUGGUAUGUUACCUGUAAAAAAGAUAAGGCAAUGUUUAUAAGGCCCCCCUUUCAAACAGCCCCUUAUUUACAACUUUUUUGCAGGUAUGCCCUUUUAUACAUAUCAGUGGGUAACUUGCAAAUUGGGAGGGUAGGUGGUGCCGUUAAACAAUGGAAGUGUUAAUUAAUUUGCCUGCAAAGAAGCGGAGAACCAUACUGUACACAGACCUGAUAGCUGUAUUUUGGUUAGAGGGUCUGUGAAAAUACAGGAAUCAUGACUAGGUCUUUAGCUGGGUUUUAAAUUACCAAGUUUUUUUUUAGCCUUACCCCUUUCAGAUUGACAAAAAAAAGCUUGUACUGUAUAAAAAGCUGGCAUGGUAAAAGUGGGAUUUUUGUCUGUAUAUGAAAGGGAUAUUAGCAUUGCCCUAGAUAGCCUAUAACGGUUUUGAUUGGAUAUGACCAUUGAUAGCUGUAGAAUUCAUUUAUGGCCUUGGCUUGAAUGCUGUAUGAGAAAGUAUAAAUUGAAGGAAGUACUUAGAAAGUCUUCAGUAACAGUGACCAUACUGAAUACUGUGUAUAGAUGACAGACUGGGGUAGGGAGUUUGUAUGAGAGAAGAUCAUUUCAAAUGGAAUACUAUUUUUCCUCAUUAUUUUUAUUGAGAUAAAUUGUACCAUAUUGUAAAUGUAUAUAUUAAACAGAUACUGCUUUGUGGCAAGCAACACAAA
Salvelinus fontinalis (brook trout) is the source of this 1853-nucleotide messenger RNA. RefSeq names its product pro-opiomelanocortin B. The coding region runs from base 217 to 897 and encodes 226 amino acids. Gene Ontology annotation, molecular function: neuropeptide hormone activity. Gene Ontology annotation, cellular component: extracellular region. The record is from RefSeq and is a predicted model, not a curated record. The transcript is spliced from 3 exons. NCBI's taxonomy places the organism in Eukaryota, Metazoa, Chordata, Actinopteri, Salmoniformes, Salmonidae. Gene Ontology annotation, biological process: neuropeptide signaling pathway.